This is a messenger RNA of Pistacia vera, 341 nucleotides long. RefSeq names its product kinesin-like protein KIN-14S. The transcript has 4 exons. The record is from RefSeq and is a predicted model, not a curated record. NCBI's taxonomy places the organism in Eukaryota, Viridiplantae, Streptophyta, Magnoliopsida, Sapindales, Anacardiaceae. The coding region runs from base 63 to 290 and encodes 75 amino acids.
CGUAAUUUUGUUUUCAAAAUCAUCAAACUCUCAAUCUUUUUUCAACAAAUCAGACGGUGGAAAUGGAAUCCGAGCAAUGCGAACACCACUGCGAUUCAAACUCAGAUCAAACCGUAAAGAGCGAAACUCCUGAUUCAGAGCUAGUUGAAGAGAGUAGCAAUUUCAUGGAUGAGGAUGGUUUAUCGAACACAAACCGAGAAAUUUUUCCAGCUCAAGGGCCAACCCUUCCAAUAUUGCAGAAGAUUAUAUGUUUGAGCAAUAAGAUUCAGGUAAUGAAUAUGAGCUUUUAAAAAAGAAAUACAUAGAUCAGUCCUCUGAAUGAAAGUGGCUUUACAAUGAAG